Molecule: messenger RNA, 852 nt
Organism: Trichoderma gamsii
Lineage: Eukaryota; Fungi; Ascomycota; Sordariomycetes; Hypocreales; Hypocreaceae
Exons: 3
Coding region: 1-852 (283 amino acids)
Cellular component (GO): cytoplasm
Molecular function (GO): aralkylamine N-acetyltransferase activity
Source: RefSeq, a predicted model, not a curated record
AUGUGUCUAGAUUUCAUCGCGGUUAUACCAAUCAGCGCCAACGAUGAGGUCGAUUUGGUAGAUGAACAGGUGGAACCUGACACUACAAUAGACGACAGACUUUAUCAAUUUCAGUUCUUCAAGCCUUGCCUUUCGAAAGACUUUCUCCAAUCUAUGCCCUUUUGCUUCAAUCCCAAGCUUGCCUUCCUUAAGCCGCAGCAUGUGGUCACCACAGUCUUUCUCGAGCAAUGUGCUUUUGAGCACUCACAACGAGGGUUUUCCAAACAACUGACCGAGUAUCGCAUCAGAUUCUCUGGAACGCUCAGCUAUGGUCUCUUCAACAUCUGUGAUGUGACUGAGCGAAAGGACUGGCUGUUAAAGAUGAAAAUGAGAGGCUGGAACAUGCCAGACUGCCCUGAAGACGUGAGAAGAUUCAUGUUCGUCCACAUGGUCGCUACGAUGGGAUGCGACCCCGUGGUGACAGAUAAGGAUAUGGACUGCCCCAAGAACUGGAAGGAGGUCCUCCACGGACGACAAAGAUACCCCAGCGAACCCGUCGGCCAUCGCUCGUACGGAAGGACGGUCUGCCUUCACUCCAUCGUUGUCAACCCUUGGCUUCAGGGCCUGGGCCUGGGCACCGCAGCCUUGAAGUCUUACGUUCAGCGCAUCCAUAGCCGUGGCCUUGCGGACCGCGUUGCUCUACUCUGCCGCAAGCAUGAGAUCAGGUUCUUUGCCAAGUGCGGAUUCAAGAACAUUGGCCGCAGCGAUACCACCUCUCUCCCCGGGCAAUACUACAACAUGAUAUUCGAUCUCCCUGAACGUGGAACACAUAUCGAAUGGAAAGGCAUUCGCGCAGACGCCGAGAAUCUGUAA